Phragmites australis (common reed) is the source of this 1053-nucleotide messenger RNA. RefSeq lists its product as uncharacterized. The transcript is spliced from 5 exons. Bases 209 to 892 code for a protein of 227 amino acids. Gene Ontology annotation, molecular function: protein binding. Lineage: Eukaryota; Viridiplantae; Streptophyta; Magnoliopsida; Poales; Poaceae. The record is from RefSeq and is a predicted model, not a curated record.
UGAGAUGGUACGCGCCCCCAGGAAGGUACACGAGAAGGGCACUAGGCUGCGGGAGCUGAGCCGUCAAUGUCUCGCACUCCUCUUUUCCACCUCCUCCACCCGACUCGGCGACCUCUGCCCUCCUCCGCCCGUUCCUCGCCGACGCCACCUCUCCCGGUAGCCGGUCCGAGGCUACAGGGAGCCGCUCCACCCUCCUGGUUCCAGCAUUAUGACAGACAGAAGUGAUGGACCAAUUGGUAGGCUCCCAGAACAUCUUCUUGUAGAAAUAUUUGUUCGGUUACCUGUGUGCGAGUGGGUUGAGAUAUCAUGUGUCAACAAGCACUGGGCAAGCAUAUUUCAAGGAGAAUGCAUGUGGCAAACUGCUAUUGCAAGGAAUUGGCCAGCAGCUGGUCUCCGGAAGCGCUGGCCUGGGCCAAUUCCCAGAGGUUCUGCUAGGAGGAGAUUCCAAGCAUUAUAUGUCUCUGAGAACUUUGUCCCAUCUGGUGGGGAGAUUGAUGAACUUGUUGGUCACACUUAUCUUUAUUUAAAAGAACAACUUCAGCGCCCUAUCAUGCCUCCUUCCAGCAUACUUCAUGGCACCAUCAUUGAUCAGUUCAUUGCUUGUGGUAAGACAGCAGAAAAGGCCCAUGAACUUGCUUCGAAAAUAUGGCUUGGAGUCAUUGACAGCUUGGAUGAAAACCAGCAAACUUUCUUUCUGUUAAAACACCUUGCACAAGAAGGAGAAUUUUUCCUUCCAUUUCCCUACUCAAGGUCAUACAAGGUACUAUGGAGGGUGUUUGACAAGCUGUUCACCGACUUCCGUGACUGUUUCAGCCGGGCUGAUUACCAUGAUGCGCUAUCAGCUGCCAAGUCUAGGUUUCAACCAGUACCCUCUACAUGGCUUGGCCAUUAGCGCACAUCUGUUGCUCUUGUUGUGCACUGCACAUUGUCAUAGAUAAAGCAUACAUUCCAAAGGGCAAAGUGAGAUGCCAAAGAGUGGCACUUCCUGUGGAUGAUUUGUGUUCAUGUAGCAUCUUGGCAACUUCAAGAACAUUAUACAGCUGCUUCAUUGGA